Molecule: messenger RNA, 1770 nt
Organism: Sugiyamaella lignohabitans
Lineage: Eukaryota; Fungi; Ascomycota; Dipodascomycetes; Dipodascales; Trichomonascaceae
Gene: CLG1
Product: Clg1p
Exons: 1
Coding region: 1-1770 (589 amino acids)
Biological process (GO): regulation of cyclin-dependent protein serine/threonine kinase activity
Cellular component (GO): nucleus; cyclin-dependent protein kinase holoenzyme complex
Molecular function (GO): cyclin-dependent protein serine/threonine kinase regulator activity; protein kinase binding
Source: RefSeq, a predicted model, not a curated record
AUGCCUGGCUUACCUUAUUAUAAUGAUCAGAUGGUCACUCCACCUGACUACUUAGUCAACCACCCAGCUUAUGGUCAUAACAUGCCUGCUACCAGAUAUGCUUCCAAUCCUGCUCCUCCUCAGCCUUAUUCAUAUGGCAUGGUAGCUCCUGCUCAAGCUAUCUCGGCUCCUUACGACUAUCCUUAUAAACAGUCUAUCCGAUAUCAACAACUGCAACAGCAGGCUAGAGCCCAUGCUCAGGCUCAAGCUCAAGCUCAGGCUCAGGCUCAAGCCCAGCAGCAUAGUCAAGAUUAUCAGGACUAUCAACAACAACGACAAGCCCAGUCGUCAUCUGUUCAGGCCCAUCUUCCUCAUCAACUACAGUCUCAACCUCAGUUACAGCUGCAAAUGCCUCAGACUCAUGUUUAUGCCCAUCAGCCACAAUCCCAACCAGGACCCCAUCAAUCGCAUACCAGACACCAUCAUGCUACUUCAUUUUCGUCCAACGGAACAACGUUUUUUGUUCCUACUGUGCCUUUAGAUCAAAUGGCUCCACAUAUGGCACCCGCUGGUUCCUCUAAUGGUCUAAGACCUGCUUUGGGUCCGGCUAUUGCCCCCGUGGUUGGACAAACUGGUGUUUCUGCUCCAGGAACUGGUCACAGUGUUAAUGGAACAGCACCAGCAGGUGCUGCUGCAGCAGCCCAGGCCCAAGCCCAGCCUCCAACUGGUGGAGUUUCUGCUACUUUAGACUACGAAAUCGACCAAAUGUCAGAUUUCCUCUCAACAAUGGCUUUUGGCAUUAUGGUACCUAUGGCAUCUACUAACCAGUUUACAUGGGAUAAUCCCUCGUUUACUGCCUAUAAAAAGUUUGUUUGUCAGGUUCUCACUGCUACUAGAUUACCUAAAUCGACGAUUAUUCUAGCUUUGGUGUACCUGUCAAAGAAAUGGGCCAUUUCCAAACCUACAGUUGUCGAAUGCGACUCUUCAGUAGUCUAUACCGUGCUUGUAGUUGCUCUUUUAUUGGCAAAUAAGUUUCACGAUGACAAUACUUUUACAAACAAAUCGUGGAAUGAGGCCACUGGUAUUCCUGUCAAGGAGUUAACUACAGUCGAGGCACAAUGGCUCAGAGAAAUCCAAUGGAGUUUAUCCCUGAACCAAAAUGACCUUAAAGGCUGGCAAAAGUGGAAUCACUGCUGGAAAGUUUACAUGUCUUCAAAGGCAGCUGCUGUUGCUGCUGCUACUGUUAAACAGAUGUCUCCCUACCGAUCCGAGGCUAAGGAGAAGUACAGCGAUGGAUUACCUUCACCAACCUCUCCUGUGUACUAUUCACGGGAUUCAUCCCCUCGUAGUAACAGUCCUCGUAGAGCUACUUAUACUAUUCCUAAAUGGUACGAGACAGCAAACAACACUCCUGUCAAUGCCAUAUCGUCUGGUCGUCGUAGUGCCUCACAACAACAUUCGUCUGCUGCACUUGCCGCUGUAACCAGUAACACUAGUGAACCUUUUGUGUCCUAUUUCCAGCAGUCAUUUGCUAUCCCAGGAACAUCUGCCUAUGACGAAGAAAAGGCUGUUGACUCUGCCUCUUAUAACCGAAGGGCUAUACCUGGAGCUUACUAUAACUACCCAACUCAUCACCAUCAUGCUCAUCAUCAUCAAUACCCUCAAUCCCAUUACAUGGCUGCUUAUAACCACUUAGCUGGUUGUUCUUGCAGUUUAUGUGUUUUUGAACCUAUCAAACAACCUGCCAUUCACAAUGGCCAGUGGUUUGGAUCCUCAGUUGUAGCCUGUUGA